This is a messenger RNA of Funneliformis geosporum, 136 nucleotides long. The record is from the annotation of a GenBank genome assembly. NCBI's taxonomy places the organism in Eukaryota, Fungi, Glomeromycota, Glomeromycetes, Glomerales, Glomeraceae.
CUUUUCAUAAAUGAUGUAGGCAUGCUGCCACAAACCCUGUAUUUGCAUUCUAACAUUGAUAAUAUUGCCAUAUUUGGAGAAGAAGGAUUUAAGGGUGUCCUAUUUCAUGUUCAAGUGGAUGUCAGUGAUAUACAAG